Suncus etruscus (white-toothed pygmy shrew) is the source of this 2724-nucleotide messenger RNA. RefSeq names its product transmembrane channel like 2 (gene TMC2). Gene Ontology annotation, biological process: vestibular reflex; detection of mechanical stimulus involved in sensory perception of sound. Gene Ontology annotation, cellular component: plasma membrane. The coding region runs from base 1 to 2724 and encodes 907 amino acids. The record is from RefSeq and is a predicted model, not a curated record. Gene Ontology annotation, molecular function: mechanosensitive monoatomic ion channel activity. The transcript is spliced from 21 exons. NCBI's taxonomy places the organism in Eukaryota, Metazoa, Chordata, Mammalia, Eulipotyphla, Soricidae.
AUGAGCCACCAACUCAAGGACUUGGGGCAGGAUGCGGGCAGUGCAGUGAAAGGGCUGGCAAGGAGCUGCUCUGUGGGCACAGGUGACAGGUCUGGAAGAGGAUCCUCCAGAAAGCGGACACCCAAAACCCAGAGUGCCUCAGUUAGGCAUAGGGCACAGCAGAGCCUGAAAGAACAAUCCGGGGGCAGCCCAAGGCCAGGAUCUCCCCGGAGGAAGUCAACUGGACAUGGACGGCUGCGAGAGGAACAGGGAAAACAGGAGCGGAGAGUAGCUGGAAGGACUCACCAGGGGAAGAAGAAGAGAAAUGGGAGGACUUCUUUCCGGGAGCAGAGAGCACCUUCCAAGAAGCAUAAGGAUGUGCGAAGGAACGAAGAGGAGAUAUGGAAGCAACUGAAGAAGCAUAGAUCAUCUUCCUUGGCUUCCGGUGCCUCUGGUGGUGAAUCUCUCUCUGAAGAAGAAUUAGCCCAGAUCCUGGAGCAGGUAGAAGAGAAGAAGAAACUCAUUGCCACCAUGCGGAAUAAGCCCUGGCCCAUGGCAAAGAAGCUUUCAGAGCUCAGGGAAGCUCAAGAAUUUGUGGAGAAGUAUGAAGGAGCCUUGGGAAGGGGGAAAGGCAAGCGACUCUACGCAUACAGGAUGCUGAUGGCUAAGAAAUGGAUCAAGUUUAAAAGAGAUUUUGAUAACUUCAAGACUCAAUGUAUUCCUUGGGAAAUGAAGAUUAAGGAUAUUGAAAGUCACUUUGGUUCUUCAGUAGCAUCAUAUUUCAUCUUUCUCCGAUGGAUGUAUGGAGUUAACCUUGUUCUUUUUGGUUUAAUAUUUGGUCUAGUAAUAAUCCCAGAGGUACUGAUGGGCGUGCCCUAUGGAAGUAUCCCUAGGAAGACAGUACCUCGGGCUGAGGAAGAAAAGGCCAUGGAUUUUUCUGUCCUUUGGGAUUUUGAGGGUUACAUCAAGUAUUCUGCUCUCUUCUACGGCUACUACAACAACCAGAGGACCAUCGGGUGGCUGAGAUACAGGCUUCCCAUGGCUUACUUUAUGGUGGGGGUCAGCGUGUUUGGCUACAGCCUGAUGAUCGUCAUUCGCUCAAUGGCCAGUAAUACCCAGGGCACCACGAGUGAGGGAGAGAAUGACAAUUUCACCUUCAGCUUCAAGAUGUUCACAAGCUGGGACUACUUGAUUGGGAACUCCGAGACAGCAGACAACAAAUAUGCCUCCAUCACCACCAGCUUCAAGGAAUCAAUAGUGGAUGAGCAGGAGAGCAACAAGGAAGAAAAUGUCCACCUAACACGAUUCCUCCGUGUCCUGGCCAACUUCCUCAUCAUCUGCUGUUUGUGUGGAAGUGGGUACCUCAUUUACUUUGUUGUGAAGCGAUCCCAGGAAUUUGCCAAAAUGAAGAAUGUCAGCUGGUAUGAAAGGAAUGAGGUAGAAAUUGUGAUGUCCCUGCUGGGGAUGUUUUGUCCCCCUCUCUUUGAAACCAUCGCUAUCCUGGAGAAUUACCAUCCACGUGUUGGACUGAAGUGGCAGCUGGGCCGCAUCUUUGCUCUUUUCCUGGGGAAUCUCUACACCUUUCUGUUGGCCCUCAUGGAUGAUGUCCACCUCAAGCUGUCUAACGAAGAGAUAAUAAGGAACAUCACCCACUGGACUCUGUUUAACUACUACAACUCCUCAGGUUGGAACGACAGCAUCCCACGACCACCCCUGCACCCUGCAGAUGUGCCCCGGGGAUCUUGCUGGGAGACGGCCGUGGGCAUUGAAUUCAUGAGACUGACUGUGUCGGACAUGCUGGUGACCUACAUUACCAUCCUGCUAGGGGACUUCCUGAGGGCGUGCUUUGUGCGGUUCAUGAACUACUGUUGGUGCUGGGACUUGGAAGCUGGUUUUCCAUCAUAUGCCGAGUUUGAUAUUAGUGGAAAUGUGCUUGGGUUGAUCUUCAACCAAGGAAUGAUCUGGAUGGGCUCCUUCUAUGCUCCGGGACUGGUAGGCAUCAAUGUGCUGCGCCUGCUGACCUCCAUGUACUUCCAGUGCUGGGCGGUGAUGAGCAGCAACGUGCCCCAUGAGCGUGUAUUCAAAGCCUCGCGGUCCAACAACUUCUACAUGGGUCUUCUGCUGCUGGUGCUAUUCCUCAGCCUGCUGCCUGUGGCCUACACCAUCAUGUCCCUCCCGCCCUCCUUUGAUUGUGGGCCCUUCAGUGGGAAAAACAGAAUGUAUGAAGUCAUCCAAGAGACCAUUGAAAAUGACUUCCCCACCUUCCUGGGAAAGAUCUUUGCUUUCCUCGCCAACCCUGGUCUCAUCAUCCCAGCCAUCUUACUAAUGUUUCUGGCCAUCUACUAUCUGAAUUCAGUGUCCAAAAGCCUCUCCCGAGCUAAUGCCCAGCUGAGGAAGAAAAUCCAAUUGCUACGAGAAGUUGAGAAGAUCCACAAAUUGGUCAAAGGCAAAGCCGUGGGCAAAGACUCUGGGGACAUUUCUAAAGGUAGUUCCCAAAAUGCCACCCAGCUCCAAGCCACCAAAGAAGAAAAGAUCCCAGCCCCCGAAGGCCUCAGACUCAGCCCCAGAAGUCAGCUCCUGCAAAGCGUGCUCAGAGAUCCCCCCACCGACAGCUGGGGACCCCAUCUCGUGCUGACAACCCCCACUGAAACUCCCAAAUAUAGGAGGAGGCCCAGGAACCCGCAGUUCCUGACCUUGACCCUGGAAGCUGUCUCUUUGGAUCAGACUCUCUGGAAAACGGUGUGA